Messenger RNA from Postia placenta MAD-698-R-SB12, 930 nucleotides. RefSeq lists its product as hypothetical. NCBI's taxonomy places the organism in Eukaryota, Fungi, Basidiomycota, Agaricomycetes, Polyporales, Adustoporiaceae. The transcript is spliced from 3 exons. The record is from RefSeq and is a predicted model, not a curated record. Bases 1 to 930 code for a protein of 309 amino acids.
AUGCUGCGCAUGGACCAGCUGCGCACGGACCAACGCGCACAGCCUGCCCUUAUCUCCCCAUCACGCGCACCUCCCCUUCCUCCCCCCCUCCUCACCGUGGCUGACGAAUUCUUCGACUGCUCUCGACUUGAGCACGCCUUCGACACCCAGGAGCAGGUCGACGUCUCUCACGACGACCCAGACCGCAACGGCAACCUAGCCCCUUUCUUCAGCUGUGAUCGGCAACCGUGCCCUAAUCGAACCCCACAGUCCAUCACCACCAACGAAGACGAAGGGCGCUACGUGCCAAUCCGACGAGUCCAACACCCCAGCGGCCCUGCACUCCGAUACGCUGGCACCUCGAGGUCUACAUCUCGCCACGUCACUCCCGUCCCAUCCCGACCUGCCUCGCCAGGCACCCGCAUUCCCCAACCUUUCGCCAUCGCACAGCCUUCAGCGACCCCUCAAGCGAUCCCCCAGCCCUCCCUGGGGCCGCGGCUGGAAAGGCCUCCCAAGACCGAGCCCCGCGACACUCCGCCGCAUUCUUGGGCCAGCUCGUCGUCAGCGGUCACCGCCUCGACUCCAGUCCCUGUCCUACGUGACCCCGCCUCCGGGCUUCCUCAACCGGCUUCACCGCCGUCGCCGCCGCGAGGCCGCUCGAGCACUCGUUCCCCGAGAAGUCCGCCCGGUGGACAGUCACAACAGUCGCCUUCGUCCGCGGGCAGUCCUUCGUCCCCCUCGUCGCCGAUAAUGUCCUCUCCCGCUGCCGUCCCUGAUAAGGAGACGUUGAAGCUCCUCCUCCCGCUCCGCUACGAUGGCAAGACCGUCAUCGAGUGCAACCGGUUCCUGUCGCAGCUGCGCAUCUACUGGUUGUGUCGUGACUUAGGGUCGAGCGACAGGGGAAAACCAAAUGCUGGGGGUGUUCGACUUAUCUUACCGAAGCGAUGGUGA